CGACGCCCGUCACAGGUGCAGCAGGAUCUUCUCCACGGCCCUCUCUCAGGAAAUCCUCAACGCUGAGUUCGCUCUCUCCCUUGCCCUUGUCGGAGACUCAUUUUUUGAGUGAACGGCUUCUGAAAAAGCGGCUCGCCAAACGCAUGCAGGCAGCUCAGCAGAGGAGACUGCCGAUUCAACCAGUGGUUUUAGAGUACAUUCGAGAAGGCGUCGAAGAGUUUUUGGCGAAUUUGAUGACACAAUUUCCAUCAGAGAAUCAAAUGUGCUGGAAAGAGAUGUUGCAAAUUCUAGGAAGGCUAGAAAUUUUUGGAGAUUCUUCUGGCGCUGGCAGUUUCGACAUCCCCCCAGACGUGGC
This is a messenger RNA of Amoebophrya sp. A25, 355 nucleotides long. NCBI's taxonomy places the organism in Eukaryota, Dinophyceae, Syndiniales, Amoebophryaceae. The record is from the annotation of a GenBank genome assembly.